AUGUCCAUGGCCGACGACAUUGGAGUGAUGGAGGCUAUUUACAGCCAGCGCCAGAUCACGCGCUAUCGCCGCGACCCCGUCUCCCGGGAGGACAUUGAGAAGAUCAUUGACGCGGCAAUACGCGCUCCCAGCGGGGGGAAUACGCAACCGUGGCACUUCAUCGCCAUCACCGAACGGGACCUCAUUGAGAAGAUCGGUGGACUGUACCGGGAUAUCUGGCUGGGAGCCCAGGGGGCGGAGCCAGGACCCAAUGAGCCCCCGGCGUACCAGCAGGCCCGGCACCUGGCCAACCGAAUGCCUGAGGUUCCGGCGAUGAUUCUUGUCUGCGUCGACCACUCCAAGGGCUCGGCUCCGUAUACGCCGGGUCAGCCCGUAGAGCGGGGGCGCUAUGCGUCUUCGGUCUGGCUGGCUAUCCAGAACCUGUUCCUGGCCGCCCCGGGCCCUUGGGCUGGGCACGCGGAUUACGACAGUACACAUUCGGGGCGAGGAGCAGAUCAAGGAUUGGCUGGGCAUCCCGGAACACGUGGAGACGGUGUGCCUGACGCCGCUGGGGUAUCCUCGGGGCAGCUUCGGGCCAACUCAGCGGACACCUGCCGAGGAAGUCAGCUCCUUCAACCGGUAUGGGAGCCGCUAGCAGUCCUGACGAUUCGGGGCGCGCAGCCCCUCGUCCCCCUGGUUGCCCUGCAAUAG
This is a messenger RNA of Geodia barretti, 690 nucleotides long. Lineage: Eukaryota; Metazoa; Porifera; Demospongiae; Tetractinellida; Geodiidae. The record is from the annotation of a GenBank genome assembly.